AUGUCGACUGCAUACGAUUCAUGUCUAUUUAAGAAUAUCUUUGGUACCCAAGAAAUCAGGGAGGUCUUCAGUGAUGAUUCCUAUAUCAGAAAUAUGAUAACGACAGAAAUAUCGUUAGCAAAAGCUGAAGGACAAUGUGAUGUUAUUCCUAACAGUAUUGGUGAUGCAAUUUAUGAAUUUGGUAAGGACUUAGGUCGCUUUUCUAUUGAUAAAUCUUUACUUGGAGAGCAAACUGAUAUAGUUGGAUAUUGUGUAUUACCUUUACUAAACCAGCUAACUACUCAGUUCCCCGAAAAUUUAGGUGGGUAUCUUCACUGGGGGGCAACAACUCAGGAUAUUAUGGAUACUGCUUCUAUGUUACAAAUUAAGAAGGCCUUGGAAAUAGUUGAGACAUACUUGUUGGAUUUAAUACUGAUAUUGAAAGAUUUGGCCCAAAAAUAUAAAGAAACUCCAAUGGCAGGUAGAACUCAUUGGCAACAUGCCUUACCAAUAACUUUUGGAUAUAAAUGUGCGAUAUGGCUUUCGAGUUUACAGAGAUCUUUCAGUAGGCUACAAGAAUUAAAACCAAGAUGUUUGUUGGUUCAAUUCGGUGGUGCAGCUGGAACGUUAGCGUCUUUAGGAAAUGAUUCAAAUAAAGGCUUGAAUGUUAGGGCUAAGUUAGCAAACUUGCUAGGUUUAAAUAACCCAUCUAUUACAUGGCAUGUAGCAAGAGAUGGAAUUGCCGAAAUCAUUAAUCUCCUUGCCAUUAUUUGUGGCUCUUUAGGAAAGAUAGCACUUGAUAUCAUUGCAAUGUCAUCGAAUGAGCUCGACGAAGUCUCCGAACCAUAUGUUGCCCAUAGAGGAGCAUCGUCUACUAUGCCUCAAAAAAGAAACCCUAUUUCUUCAGAGUAUAUUUUGGCCGCAUCAAAGGUUGUUCGUGCAAAUGCUGGAUUAGUUCUAGAUGGACUAGUUGCAGAUUUUGAAAGAGCAUCAGGCCCUUGGCAUCUAGAAUGGGUAGCUAUACCAGAAUCAUUUAUUUCUACUGUUGGUUCUUUACACCAAAUGAAAUUUGCUUUAGGUGGAUUAGAGGUUAAAACUGAUUCAAUGCUACGUAACCUUGAAUCAACUAAAGGACUAAUCGUUGCAGAAGCCGUAAUGAUGGGCCUUGCUCCUUUCAUUGGUAGACACGAUGCACAUGAAAUUGUAUAUAAAUGCUGCGUUACAGCUCAUGAUGGUAAAACUGCUUUAUAUGAUAUUUUAAGAUAUGAACAAAAGAUAAUUGACAAAGUCGAUCUUCAGGUAUUAAAAAAAUUAUGUGACCCAAUCAAUUAUUUGGGUUGUUCCUCUUAUAUGAUCGACGAUGUUUUGAAUUUGAAGUAA
Debaryomyces tyrocola is the source of this 1359-nucleotide messenger RNA. The record is from the annotation of a GenBank genome assembly. Lineage: Eukaryota; Fungi; Ascomycota; Pichiomycetes; Serinales; Debaryomycetaceae.